Messenger RNA from Raphanus sativus (radish), 672 nucleotides. Its product is annotated as copper transporter 3-like. Gene Ontology annotation, molecular function: copper ion transmembrane transporter activity. NCBI's taxonomy places the organism in Eukaryota, Viridiplantae, Streptophyta, Magnoliopsida, Brassicales, Brassicaceae. The coding region runs from base 112 to 573 and encodes 153 amino acids. The record is from RefSeq and is a predicted model, not a curated record. Gene Ontology annotation, cellular component: plasma membrane. Gene Ontology annotation, biological process: intracellular copper ion homeostasis; copper ion transmembrane transport. The transcript has a single exon.
AUGUACUACACACCAAACUCCAACCCCAAAACUAAACCCUUAUAAUUACCCCACACGCACACACAAGCAAACCCUCACAUCUCAAGUUAAGAGAAAUAUCUCUAAACAAAUAUGAACGGCAUGAGUGGAUCUUCUCAGACGGCUCCGGCACCUUCACCAUCGGCGUUCUUCCAACAUCGCCGCCGUCAUCACGGUGGCAUGAUGCACAUGACUUUCUUUUGGGGCAAAAACACGGAGGUUCUAUUCGACGGCUGGCCAGGGACCAAUCUGACCAUGUAUUGGGUCUGCCUCGCCAGCAUUUUCGUCUUUUCUGCAUUUUCAGAGUAUAUUUCGCGGUGCGGAGUCAUGAAAGCUGGUCCGGCUAGCUUUGGCGGCGGGCUUAUCCAGACGGUGGUUUACACUGUGAGGGCUGGUUUGUCUUAUUUGAUCAUGUUGGCUGUGAUGUCAUUCAAUGGAGGAGUCUUCUUGGCUGCAAUGGCUGGUUUUGGAUUAGGGUUUAUGAUUUUUGGAAGUAGGUCUUUUAAAGACACUGGUAGUAAUAACAAUCACACCGAGGUUCAGUCACAUUGUUGAUUCAUAUUUGUUUUGUGGCUUUAUCGUUUUGUUUUUUUUCCCCUGAAAGUCUGAAAUAGCAAUAAUGAUGAAAAUAAAAUCUUCCAACAUUUUUAGAUC